Messenger RNA from Candoia aspera, 2388 nucleotides. RefSeq names its product cholinergic receptor nicotinic alpha 2 subunit (gene CHRNA2). Gene Ontology annotation, cellular component: plasma membrane; synapse; postsynaptic membrane. The record is from RefSeq and is a predicted model, not a curated record. NCBI's taxonomy places the organism in Eukaryota, Metazoa, Chordata, Lepidosauria, Squamata, Candoiidae. The transcript is spliced from 6 exons. The coding region runs from base 1 to 1602 and encodes 533 amino acids. Gene Ontology annotation, molecular function: acetylcholine-gated monoatomic cation-selective channel activity; acetylcholine receptor activity. Gene Ontology annotation, biological process: response to nicotine; nervous system process; signal transduction.
AUGGAGCCGUUUAUGAGUGGAUUUCCGGCCUUCUGGAUCAUCCUCUCCUUUUGGUUUGUGUUGUUGUCAGAAUCUGCAUCUAUUCAAGGCCGAACACAGACCCAGGCAGAGGAACGACUCUUCAGAUAUCUUUUCAAUGCUUACAACAGAUGGUCCAGGCCAGUCCCCAAUACCUCUGAUGUUGUUAUUGUCAGGUUUGGACUAUCCAUAGCUCAGCUAAUUGAUGUGGAUGAGAAGAACCAGAUGAUGACCACAAAUGUUUGGCUGAAACAGGAAUGGAAUGACUACAAGCUGCAGUGGAAUCCAACAGAUUUUGACAAUGUUACUUCUAUUCGAGUACCUUCUGAGAUGAUCUGGAUCCCGGACAUCGUGCUGUAUAACAAUGCGGAUGGAGAGUUUGCUGUCACACAUAUGACAAAGGCUCACCUUUUCUCUAAUGGCAGUGUGAAGUGGGUGCCACCAGCCAUCUAUAAGAGUUCCUGCAGCAUUGAUGUAACCUUCUUCCCCUUUGACCAACAGAACUGCAAAAUGAAAUUUGGUUCAUGGACUUAUGACAAGGCCAAGAUUGAUUUGGAGAGCAUGGAGCGCCAUGUGGACCUUAAGGACUACUGGGAAAGUGGGGAAUGGGCCAUUAUCAGUGCAGUGGGCACCUAUAACACCAAGAAAUAUGAUUGUUGCAGUGAGAUCUACCCUGAUAUCACUUACAGCUUCAUCAUCCGUCGUUUGCCACUCUUCUACACCAUUAAUCUCAUCAUCCCUUGCCUCCUAAUUUCCUGCUUGACUGUGUUGGUCUUCUACCUGCCAUCUGACUGUGGUGAGAAGAUCACCCUGUGCAUCUCUGUCCUUCUGUCCCUCACUGUCUUUCUCCUACUUAUCACCGAAAUCAUCCCAUCGACUUCCCUAGUUAUUCCGCUGAUUGGUGAAUAUUUGCUUUUCACCAUGAUCUUUGUCACCCUCUCCAUUGUCAUUACAGUCUUUGUUCUCAAUGUCCAUCACCGCUCACCCAGUACUCACAAGAUGCCACACUGGGUCCAGACUGUUUUCCUGGAUUUCAUUCCCCGCUGGCUCUUCAUGAAACGUCCUCCAGUGAUAGCUUCAGGAUUGAGGGUGACCAGUGAAGAAGUAAUUGCGCAAUAUGACAUGCCUCCAGUAAAUCUCAGCACCUCACGGUACUGGCUGGAAACAGAUGUAGAUGAUAGGUGGGAUGAGGAAGAGGAGAAUCAUGAAGAGAUUAUUCAUGCUGGCCAACUACCCCUCCAGAGUAUCUGUCAUCACCAAUGCCUUCAAUAUCGCUAUACCUGUGCUCGACAUUUGGGAAGAAGAUUUGUGGAACUGGUUCAGCGCCCAGCCACUACCAAAACAGAGAGUUCAGCCUCAUCUGAGCAGGGGAUCCAGCUGUCUCCAAGCAUCUUGAAGGCCCUGGAAGGGGUGCACUACAUAGCAAAUCAUCUGCGGGCUGAGGAUGCAGAUUUCUCGGUCAAAGAAGAUUGGAAAUACGUUGCCAUGGUGAUUGACCGCAUCUUCCUCUGGAUGUUUAUCUUUGUCUGUUUGCUGGGGACGAUUGGACUUUUUCUUCCUCCAUUUCUGGAAGGCAUGAUCUAGAGUUGGUACCCAGGAUGAAGAAGCUACCUUCUUUCAAUAUAUCAACACCAUCCAUCCAGUCUCCACAAAAAUGCCACACAAACUUCCAUUCACCUUCCUAAUGAGGCCAAUAACAGGAUUGGCAUCUUGGUCCAGUAUCCGUUGCCCAGGAAUUUUUACAUUAGAUAUUUUCUCAGUUACUAAAACCACUUAAAAACCCAAAACCCAAAUGAGGAACAGUAAUAAUGACUGGGAACCUGAACUUGAGGUUUUGUGCACCUAUUCUACGUUUUUGUUUUGCCAAUGAUCAAGAGAAAAUCAUGCCACCAUUAUUCAGCAGUAUGAUCUGGGGCAGCCCUCUGGGGCACAAAAGGGGCCGGUGAGCCACAUAUAGUGCAGUGGCCAGAAAUUAUUGAUGCUGUUGCUCAUUCAGCUUGUCUGCUGUUAUUCCAGAAAGCCAAGGGUAAAGUUAAAAAGCUGGUUGCUGUGGAAAAAUGUCAUAGUGUGAGCUAGAAUAAUUUCCAGAUUGGGAAAAUGCUUUGACUUAACUAAGAGUCUUCUUGUUAACUGCUGCUAAAGCAGCAUUUAAUUCCCUGCAUUAAAAAAAAUGUGCUAGGGAGCUUCUGUGUUGAGGAUUUAUAAAUUAUGAGGAUUUCUGAAGGUGCAUGGAAAUAUUUAUUAUUCAUUUAUUUGGUUUAUACUCCACCCUCCUGCUCUGGCAAGCAGCCAGGUGGAUAAUAAAUUUUCUAUUAAGAGGCUUAAAGUAGAGAUGUUAUUAAGAUAGUAACUAGUCAUCUAUACCCUCUA